AGAUCUUUACACAAAGAAAAGGAGUGUGUUGUAUCAUUACAGAAACACCUAAAUCCUUGAGAACAGAUUUAUAUACAUUUAUAUACAGUAUAUGGGACAGAUCCAGAUCUUGCAUGAAAAUGUCUUGCAUUGGCAAGAACUUUGUUAAAGAAGUCGGUUGUACAGUGUGUGGAAGAACCAGGUUUAAGGCACUUUUCAUUUUCCAUUUGCCUAUUCAUGCCCAUGACUUAAAAACUAGCUUACUCUUAAGGUUUGUUUGUGUGUGUGCAUAUAUAAUACACUCAUCAUUCAUAUGAUGAGUAUACUACUCAUACUUGUAUGUCACACUUUACUGAAGUGGGUGGGUGGGUGAUAAAAACAGAAUGUGCGCAUAUUUCUUUCACGUUAUGGUUUCCUGCCCCUCACUUCACUCCACACCUACAAUACAGUAAAACAGGAAAUUAAAGCAUCUGAGCAAAGAGCAGCAUUGCUUGCUGUACUCUGAGAGGAGCUACUCAAACAACGUGCAGCAACAAAACAACGCUCUUGUUUUCAAAAGCAGUUUUCUGGAGAUCAAACAAAGGAGUCCCUAAAUAACUGAAUGCAGCAGCUUUUAUGAGAACCAACCUACGCUUUCUGGCUUUCAUUUGACAAAACACUCAAUCCACAAUGAACGUGACGGUUGGCAACUGCAGUACUCCUUCAGCAGAGUACCAGUACUACUUCUUCCCAGCUGUCUACAUCAUAGCUUUAGUUGUAGGUCUACCAGGAAAUCUGGCUGCCCUCUUCUUCUUCACCUUCAGGGUCACUCCCCGCACAUCCUUCAGUGUUUACAUCAGCAAUCUGGCUCUGGCUGACAUCGUCAUCCUCUGCACUCUGCCCUUCAAAAUCCACUACCACCUGAACAGAAACAACUGGGUGUUUGGGGACCCGGCCUGCCGCGUCACUGGGAUUCUGUUCUUCGCCAACAUCUACAUGAGCAUCUGUUUCAUGACGUGCAUCUGUGUGGAUCGCUACAUGGCCACUGUACAUCCACACACCUAUCUGAGGCUACGGAGCCCCUGGUGCUCUCUGGUUGUGAGUUUGGUGCUCUGGUGUGUAGUCGCAGUGGCUAUGCUGGUCUUUGUCCUGAUGGGACCUCUGGAAACCAACCAAGACGCAUCUGGAACCCAUAGCUGCUUUGAGAAUUUUGCCAAGAAUGAGUGGAACACACGUUUAGUGGUCUACAGCCUUCUGUGCCUGAUCUUUGGCUCCCUGGUGCCCUCCAUGAUUAUCCUGGUGUGUUACCCGCUAGCUGCAAGGCGUAUUUCCAGGAUAAGGACUAAAACAGCCCAAAAAGCAGUGAGGGUCAUUUACACUAUCCUGGCUAUAACGCUGCUUUGCUUCCUGCCCAACCACAUGGUGUAUCUGUUGCACCUCCUCCGACGCCUGGAUGUCAUCCAGAGUUGCACCGCAGCCAACGUCAUCUACAACGCCAGGCGGGCUACCAUGGCACUCGUGAUCCUCAACACAUGCCUGGACCCCGUGCUUUACUAUGUUACCACUGGCCACUGCGAAUGGAGUAAGUUUAAGAUGACAUGGCGGUGGGGAAGACCUAGGAGGAGAAGGGGUGUUUAUACGAUUGCAAUGAGCUGAAGGGUAACAGCACAUGC
Centropristis striata (black sea bass) is the source of this 1631-nucleotide messenger RNA. RefSeq names its product lysophosphatidic acid receptor 6. Lineage: Eukaryota; Metazoa; Chordata; Actinopteri; Perciformes; Serranidae. Gene Ontology annotation, cellular component: membrane. Gene Ontology annotation, molecular function: G protein-coupled receptor activity; oxysterol binding. Bases 649 to 1614 code for a protein of 321 amino acids. The record is from RefSeq and is a predicted model, not a curated record. Gene Ontology annotation, biological process: G protein-coupled receptor signaling pathway. The transcript is spliced from 2 exons.